Misgurnus anguillicaudatus (oriental weatherfish) is the source of this 8817-nucleotide messenger RNA. The record is from RefSeq and is a predicted model, not a curated record. Lineage: Eukaryota; Metazoa; Chordata; Actinopteri; Cypriniformes; Cobitidae.
AUUUAAUUCUUGACAUUCUAGCAACAACAUAAACGUGUCAUGUGCAGACAUGGAAGUCAUUGCUAUAUUAUUUGCUCAUUUUGGCAUAUAUCUUCGUGAUAAAGACUAUGGUCAAGUUAGCUAAGCUAGAAGAGUAGAGAAAGAUUGAGGCAGUUGAGCUCGAGCUGGUCGCGAGAGAGAGUGUGAGAGAGCUGGAGAGAGAGCGGCUUCAGUCACUGACUGAACGUGGCAGUUAAUGCGAAAUGUCUAUAUAAUAUGAAAAUAACUUUAGUAACUGCAGGUUUUGAAUGUUGAGGUAAACGUACAAGUUUCGCGUUUAAUUGGAAAGAGGAUUUAGAGAUCGGGAAGACGGCAGAAAUGCACCGUUAUUUGUGGCGGAUAUAACUGUUAUUAUGUGAAGUGUAUCUUCGACAGAGACUCAUUCGGGUAUUGCUGUACCUGUCAACAGAGGCCACAGGAAGUCUCACAGGUGAACCUGGCACUACCAAACCAAGCCUACCACCCACCCAGUGGCGUGAUACAGCCAGCUAUCCAGGCUUGGUACAGUUGCACUCGUUUGACUUAAAAACAUCCACCAAAGACUGUCAAGAAUCACAUCUGGACAGAACCGUCCCACUACAAUAGUAUAAUUAUGCUUUUGUUCCACGGCCCAUUUCAGUUCCUUCCAAACGCUCUCUGAUUUUCAAGGAGUAGCACAGUUAAACAGUGCCCAGCCACUGAAAGCGUGGCUGCCCUAUCAAUCUUAAUAGGCACCUGUAGAACAUAGAGCAAGCAUUGAAAACAGUCAUUGGGUCAAAGGUCAUUGGGAAAAAGGUCAAGAACCAUGUGUGUCCAAUUGGUGUUAACCAUUGGCCUAGUCCACAGGAUGGAUGGACAGUAAAGUGGCAGUGAGACAGUGGACUCAUGUCAUGGAAGAGAUUGUUGCAGUCGCAGUACAUACAGAGGGCUUGAAUGGUUUUCCGCAAGAUUGUAAACAGACCGGGGAUCUGACCAAUGGAAACUCCAAAUGCACAACUGUUCUCAAUGGAUUGACUCCAGGUAAUGGCAUCAAAGAGAAUGGCAAUAUAAACGGCAGUCCGUAUCUUAAAACUGUCCCGAUCUCAGCGCUCAAACAGAAUGGGCUCCUACAGGCUCUGGCAGCAGGUGGCAAUCACACCAAAACCGAAGAGGUGAGCUCGGAGGUGGAGCGAGCACAGGAGGAGUGGGAUGCCCUGGAGAGCAUCCAACCAGUUCUCGCUGAGGAUCUCACUCCCUCUCUACUGAUCUCAUUCAAUGAGGCUCUGCAGCAUUUUCAAACCACUGAUCUUGGAGACCUGCUUAAAAACAUUCAGCCCACCAUUCGCAGAACUGGAUUGGCUGCCAUCACCCACUUCCUGUUUGGUCCUCCUCGGCUACACAAAGACCUAGUAGAGGAAAGAGACUUAGUGUUUGCUAUCGCACAGUGUUCUCUGGAUAAUGGACAGUCAGUGCACAUGCGUGUACUUCAGACCAUCUACAGGAAACUGACCUGCACCCGAGCAGACUGCCCUCGAUACGGACCACACUGGGAGAAUGUGGGCUUUCAAGGAUCAGACCCGGGCACAGAUCUAAGAGGAACGGGUUUUCUGGGACUCAUGCACACUCUCUACUUCGUCAUGGACCCAGAGAUACUACCACUUGCUAGAGACAUCUACAAACUCUCUCAGCAUCCGGUCCAGAAUUUUCCGUUCAGUGUGAUGUCAAUCAACAUGACCAGAAUUGCCCUGCAUGCUCUCAGGGAAGAGGUGCUGUCUAAGGAGUGUAAUAGAAGGCAACAGGUCGUGGCGGUGCUGAAUGAUUUUUAUGUUGCGACGUUCCUGCACCUUUACCAGCUGUGGAAGAGCCAGCAGAAAACCAUCUCUGACUCCGGCCAUGUACUUAAAGAAGUGGAGCUCUUCGCUAAGAAGAACCCUAAACAGAUUCUCAAACGUCUCGAGGGCUACCUGAAGGAGAGACGUGCUGGGAUGGGACACCGAGCAUCACCUGACACAAUGUCGCAUAGCAACCCUUCACCUGGUGACAGUGGGUCUCAAGCGGGGAGUCAGGGAGGGAAGGAAGGGAAGGAACUGAACUUUACUGGAGUAUGUGAGCUGCCCCCUGAUAUGGAGGGAGAGGCCAGACUCAUCUGAAAGAGAUGAGAGCGAUGACAAUUACAGAAAUGUGUUUGAAUGGGCAUUUGAUUCAUCCAUGCUUCAUCUCUUUGUUUCUUCAUUUAUUUUGUCCUUUAGGGCUAAAAAGACCCAAAGUUCACCCAAAAAUAAAAAUUUGGUUGUCGUUAACUCACCCUUGUUGCAAACCAGGAAGAUUUGCUUUCUUCUAGCAUAAUGUUCAAGCUGCUUUUUUGCCAUAUAAUGAAGGAUAUUGUGGCCAUGGCUGUCUAUGGACCCCAUCACAUUUUAUUGAAUGUAAAAUCGCAGCUUGCUCGUUUUCUACUCUACAGAAGAAAGCAAAUCAAAUGGGUUUGAAACAAAACACAAGGAUGAUAACAAGAUUUCGCUUUUGGGUGAAGUAUGCACACUUGAGACUAUGUGGUAGCUGAAAAUCGUCAAAUUCUGCUGUUUAUUAUUUUUGAAUACCUAUUUGCUCUAUAACACUUUAAAAGACCAAUAGAUUUAGUUGCCAAAUAUUAGGGCUUAAACUGAUCGUCUAGUGCUAGAUUUAGCACGUCAGUGGCAGCGGGCUGUCUUAAACCAAUCAGGAAGUAGAAGACUUGAUGUACAGUUUCAGAAGAGACCAGUGAACCAGCACCUUACACAUGACUGUGGUACCGAGUGAAAAUGACUUUGUGUUUGCGAUGGGGUGACUGUGCAGGCAUUUGUUUGAUUCGAUUGAGACAAGUCCAGUCUACAGCCUUAUGUAUAUCCAGAUAGUUGAACGUGUUCACUGUGACCAAGUCGAUCUUUAGAAAGUUGGCAGAGGUUUUGUUGAUACUGGCUCUGUAUCCUUACAAUCUGGAAAGAAAUGAUCAAAACAUUGGAUGGAAAUAGCUUUUUUCUCUUGUCCCUUAAGAAAGAUGUCACAGUAAGAUUUAUAGAAGCUCUAUUUCUGUUGGCAAAAACUCUAAAAUUGUCAGGUCAGGGGAUCAUUAUGAUGGGAAAGUGACCCGUAGGUGAAAAUGAUCAGAUGUUUACAGAAACAUUUAGCAGUUCAGCUACAAGUCUACCGUAGACCGAUCACUAUUAGUGUUUUCAUAACAGAUCAUUUUAUAUAAUUAAACGUUAAACUUAGGGCAGCAAUCACAGUGAAAAUGUGACAUUUGGAAGUCUUGUAAUGCUUGUCUGCAUGAAGCAAAAGCCUACAUGUUUCCUUGAUAUUGAUAGUAGUUACAUUUAAAUUUUAAGCAGUCAUGAUGUGACUAUUACUAUGUGGAUGUGAUGUAGAUGAGCGUAAGAUGCUUGAAGAAUUGUACGAAAAUACAGGAAAUAAUCAUGAAAACGAUAUUGGUUGCUUGUUACGACAUACAGUACAGAAUACUUGAGCUGUAUUUCAAUAGUAAUGAGAUCAUCUCUGGCCUAGUUUACAUCUUGUAUUAAGAUGCAUUUUGGUCGAUCAGAUCACAAGUGGAUGACGCUAAAUACAGGUUUAAAUAGUGUCUAAACCGUUUUGAGCUCGUCAACUUUCGACCACAUUCGAGGUAACCGUGUGGUGUAGAUGCAGAUGUGGUCGAAUGUGAUUAAAUAGCUACAAAACACCGCUUGUUAAUCUAAAGGACUCAUUAUAGUUGUGCGUAUAUCCUACGACGUAGAAUACGCGUCGGUUUUCAUAUAUACUUCUGCGCCGUCAUUCGCAUCGACGUGCAAACACACAUGCAGACCGCUGGUAGGCAGUAUCCCCGCAUGUAACCACAGUAGCAGUGCGACCGUCGAUGAAGAAGAAGCUUGGCAAGUUUAACCCACAAGCGAAGAAGAAACAGCAGCUUGUUGUGUAUGUUUUGAGAUGACCAGCAGUAAUGGAAGUAUAUAAACAGCGACUUUUGUUGCAGUUUCAGCUAAAUCACUCCUCCACUUGACCCAUCUUUGUUCUGACCGUCACAAAUGGGAAUAUCUGAGAUGCAGUUUUUUUACCUGAUGGAAGGGGUUCUAGUGGACCAAUAUAAAAAAUUUGGAGGUGCGCGUCAGACUACGCAGAGGCUAUGAAUAAUCUACAUCGUAGCUACGGCGUAGACCUUACGUACGACAAUAAAUUGGACUUAAUGUGUAAUGUACCAAACACAAUGUUUUUACAUCGGCCCUGACUUUUAGUGCGAACCCACAGUAUUUGGCGCGGUUAUUAGGCUAUCAUUGCUAAAACGAAAGCGACUUAUCUCUAUCUUUUGCGAGCAUCUAAAAGUUUCGUAAGCUUAUUUUGUCCGUUGCUCUGAAAUAUCUGAGAAAGCCCUUACAUAUACACGUACUAAAUGUUGCGCAGCAUGUUUACUAACAACACAAGCAGUGGACUCCUAUACCUCUAAUUUCUCCCGCUUGUGUUUACCGUACUUUUCGGACUAUAAGCCGCACCGGAGUAUAAGCAGCAUCAUUCAAAAAUGUGUCAUUAAAUGUGCUCUAAGCAAAUUCACACGUUUUAGACCAUAAAACAUUUUUUGUUACAUACAGCAAACAUCUCCUCACUAUCUGCUUGCUGCCUGUCCGCUGAUCAAACUGUAAAAAACGCGAUCUCUGUAGACAGCCCAGGCUCCACAAACUGCAAUAAACACAAAGUGGCCAAACCUACCACCAGAAACGAUAACAAAGUGUUCCAGCCAAUAAACGAUGAGAAGGAUUUGGGGGUGGGGGUUGGGCGCGUUCAUGAAAGCACGGAAGGGAGGGGGAGGAGUUAGCUACGCUCCAUUUGUUUGAAAACAGUUCAAACAUCAACAAAAAGUGACGUCACACAGAUUCUUUUAGAGCUCCUUUAAGACGAAAUAACAUAUAUAAGUCACAGUGGACUAUACGCCGCGUUUAUUUAGAAAAUUAUUUCACAAAAUCCAAGCCGAAGAACAGACAUUUAAUGUGGAAAGGAAAGUUAUUCAACUAAACAAUAGCAGACAGAACAGCAGGCUGAAUAGAUGUCUCUAUGUUAAAGUAAUAUUAUCAGUUUAAACAAUAAACCAUAACAUACAGAACUUACCUGGAAGGUUGAAUAGUCUAAAUUAACCGAACAAGCCAACUAGCGUGAAGUUCCACAUCACUGAAUCCAUUGAAUUACAUAACUACAGGAGCAGCAUAUAGCGAUCUCUUGCGACUGUAGACGGUAAUGUUGUCUCUUGCCUCAUAAAUGUCAAAAUUAAUUCAUACUGACUUACAAGGCGCACCUGACAGACGCAGCACCAGCCAAGUUAUGAAAAAAUCCAUCCCCUCAAAGUAAUCAGGACAGAAGCGUUCAAAAGUUGAUAAAAGAGAUGAAUUAAAACACCAUGGCUGUGUCCAAAAUAGCUCCUUAUACCCUUAAAUAGUGCACUACACAUUAUUGAGUGCACUCAUUCAAUCCCACAAUGCACUGCAAUAAUAAGUGCACAACUGAUGUACACUCACAGCUAGCCGCUACUCGUUCACUGAUGCUCGUGCCGAAUUACUUCUUGCGUCUCAGCGGAAGAUCCAGCGAGCUCAAGUGUCCAAAUUCAUUCACUUAUUCGAGUGAACUAUAUUAGUGGACUAAUCUAGAUAAUAGAGAGGGAUAUUUCGGACACAGCCCAGGUGUGACUAUGAACGGGCAUGUGUCUCUCUCGUCCACUUGUGAUCCAACCGACCAAAACGCAUCCUAAUACCAGGUGUAAGCAGGGCCUCUGUGAUAAUUUAGCAUUGAAAGUGUUUAGGGCUUGAGAAAAAGCGUCAUUCAGAAAUCGGAAAGUUUCAACUGUAAAUUAUCUGUAUUGGUUUGUCAAUCAGAGUUGCAUAUCUGUGUAUAGCAGUCAACAGAUACAGCGUGAGACACAAAAAAGACAAAGUCGUAUCAUGUUAACACAGAACUAGUUAAGAAUUUGAUGUAUUUUUGUCUUUCGCGUCUUGUUCCCUAGUCCAAGUCCAGGCCUGAGGGUUGCAUCAAUCAGUAACGUACUGUACAUUUUGGAGAAAACUUGAUUGGAAAAGCCCCCCCCCCCCCUUGCAACCCUUUUCUGCACUCUCGUCUUGUUAGCAUGUCAGGUAGCGCUAGAGAUGUAGCAUCCAGGAAUCGUUUUUAAAUUCCUCGUUAAAAAAGCUUGUUGAUCUAACUCGGUAUGGUUGCAUAUGUUUGUCUAAGUUACCAAGUCCAAAGUGUUAUUGUGCGGUAUGAGUACUGUGCGUUCUGUACGAUUUAUUCUUUUCUUUUGUCGUUUUCUUUUCGUAACAACAACACAUGACUAUAAAUACUCAGUGGAUGUAUAUUAGAAGUCCUGUCAGUUUAGCCAGUUGAAUUUUUUUAUAUAAAGCAGAGUAGUAUUUUAUAAACUUGAAUAAGAGCAUGAUGAUAAAGGAUGUUUAUAUAUAAAGGCAAAUCAUCUUUUCCCAGGUUAUUAACUAGUUCUACUCGACUCAGUUUAGGUAAGCAGGUUGAACUCGAGCAAACUUAUGAAUUUAGUGUAGUUAGGGUCCGUCAGAUCCACGGCAAGCAUUAAUGUGUCUCAUCGGUUCAUUUGCACACUAUCCUGCUGAAAGCUGAAGCAAAGUUAACACUAAGAAACACUUGUGAAGUGAAUGUUUAGGUUGCACAAGAGAUUUGAGUGCCAAUGUGUUGAGAGGAGACACAACAUGACAAAUGUUGUCAAAUGAGAGUACUGCCCAUCGUAUUCAGGACGCUCCCUUUUUUGCAUAUUUUGAGCAGUUGUGCACUUACUAGCUAUUGCAGCUCGCCGACGUUGUGUGUUGCUGUUUAGCUUACUAGCUCAAAGUAUAUACUCUGAACAAUCAAACCUAAAUGUCUAACAAUCAUUCACAACCCAGACUGUGAUAUGAGACUGUACAUGUGAGCGCUCAGUUUGGUUUUUUCCACAAGAGAGGGUGGCCUGUAUGUGAAAUGACUAUUAAUGUGUGUGUGUGUGUAUAUAUAUAUAAAUAUAUAAAAGGAAAUAUAUGAUUGUAAAAUGAUGAUUGUUACCUGAGCAUAUUAUGCAUACCUCAGGCUUCAGACAAGUCUCUUCUGGGCAGAUGUUUUAUUGAGGACAGCCAUGAUCCCAUGUCGUAGCACAAAAUGGUUUGGUGUCUCUUGCAGUAAUCUACCUAGCUUGGGAAUGUACUGUAUGUAUAUGUAUGUACACUAAUGCAGCACUGCGAAAUAUUGACUUCUACAGUAUAUAUUUCUAUAGCCCAUGUUUGUGAAAACUAUAGUCUUACGCGCUGAAACGCAACUCGAGAACGUUUUGAACAAUCUCAUUGGUUCGACGCCGAAAAACAAAUCGGGCGAUUUCGUGGCCUUUGGUAUUUGCUGUGCUUUUGUGAAUGGUUUUUUUGCAGUGUGUCACAGUUUGUCGAAAACGAUUCACUUUACUAUGGCACAAUAUUUGUCCGGACCAAAAGGAACAUUUAUGACGGGUUUGACUUGAGCUUGUUUGGAGAUUGAGAUCUUAUAAUAAGGUAUCUUAAAGACUUUAAAGUCUCCUUUGAUUUACCCUGUCCACCCAUGUGUUUCAGUACCACAUGCAUUCCACAGUAAUUCAUUUAUCUUGUCCAACAGAUGUCUGUUUCCUUGACUGAGGAAACCCAAAUCUACGUUUUGAUUCGCAGCUCCCUGUGAGUCCAAAAUGUCCAAAGUCCAAAAUGUCCUGCACUUCAUUUGAAAGGUUUGUCGAUAUUGUCUGUUAUAAUUCCUCAGAGCAUUUUAUUAUACCUGAUCCUUGAUUGUAGAGUCCUUAUUUUAUAAUGAAAAUAUAUUUGAGAAUAUAUGCGGUGGUACGGUGAUGUAUCGUAUGAAGAGAAAUAAAUAAAUGCAACUAAAACAAUUAAAAAAUGUUACAUUGUAAUCCUUGGAACCAAACAGAAAAUGUCUCUCUGGUCAUGUGAACAGGUUGGAUUAUUUCUGCAUUGUAAUAAUGUUUAUUUACCAGUAGGGGGCAGCCUGCUUACACUUUAGGUUCAAAUGUGUUUCAGUGCUGUUUUCUAAUAUGUUAAUGAAUAAAUUUCUCUUGGUUUUAGUGCGCUGGCCAUCUUCAAAUGUCCACAGGAGUUAUGAACAUACAGUAUUAUAAACAUAAUGUCAUAAAUGCAUCUGUUAAUGUCAGCUUUCUGCUAUAGGAACAUGUUUACAGGCCCAUACAGACACUUCACAUACAAAACAUUUAGCAGAUUUCUACAGAAGCCAAGAGAGGACAUGCACUAUUAUUAUUUUUGUUUGCUUGUUUUCUCUUGAUCAUGACUUAAUUUCUCAUGAUCUCGAUAUAACAAAAGUUGUUUUCUUGUGAUCACGAUGUAAUUUCUCGUUAUCUCGAGAUGACAAAAGUCGUCCUGACAUGAUAAUCCAAAUGUCAUAAUGUAGUUUCCUGUCCAUAAUAUUUAGUGUAUUUUGAAGUGGAGUGCUAAUGCAUAUUAGUUUGGGUCUUCGCCGUUACAGUACCACACGUGUAGCUAAUGUGUAGCCGAUAGACUUAAUAAAUAAAUAAAGUUGGACGGUUUGUGUUCGUGAAUUUAGGGACCAUUUCUAAAGUAAUACUGUACAUGUUUCUAUCUUCAAUAGUAUUUAACAGUUUAUUUAAAUAAAUAUCAAAAAUCUAAAAAGUGUGCAUAGCUGACAACCACAUAAACACGUUGGUUUUGUGACUGUUUGUUGACUUUCAGUCAUUCCAUUUAAAUGCUGUUAAAGUAGAAACGUGUGUAUUAUUGAGUAACUUAAAGACGGUCCCUAAAUUCACCA